Molecule: messenger RNA, 1437 nt
Organism: Zalophus californianus (California sea lion)
Lineage: Eukaryota; Metazoa; Chordata; Mammalia; Carnivora; Otariidae
Gene: TMIGD1
Product: transmembrane and immunoglobulin domain containing 1
Exons: 7
Coding region: 10-897 (295 amino acids)
Cellular component (GO): neuron projection
Source: RefSeq, a predicted model, not a curated record
AGUAUAAAGAUGGUAACAGGGAAGGAUUCAGGGUUUCAGAUGAAGGGACAAUUGGCCAAGGAAGUCAGCUUUUCAGAGCUCAGCAGCAGAUCAGACGUAAAUUUGUUAAAGAUGGCGUGGAACAUCAGUGGCCUAAUGGGAAUGUGCAGAUUUCUUCUCUUAGUGAUUUUUUUUCCGCCCUGUGAGGUGACAAGUUCUGUUUUAACUGUGAACGAUAGAACUGAGAACUAUAUUCUGGACACUUGGCUUGGCUCCCAAGAAUCUCUGAAAUGUGCCGUUCAAAACCACACCAGGGAGGAAGAACUUCUCUGGUACCGAGAAGAGGGGACAGUGGACUUGAAAUCUGGAAACAAAAUCAACUCCAGCUCUGUCUGUGUCUCUUCCAUCAGUGAAAAUGACAACGGAGUCACCUUUACCUGCAAGCUGCAGAGCGACCAGUCGGUGUCCGUCUCGGUGGUGCUGAAUGUCAUUUUUCCCCCUAUUCUAAGUGGAGAUGACUUCCAAGCAGUUGAGGAAGGCAGUGAUGUGAAGUUGGUUUGCAGUGUGAAAUCCAACCCCCAGGCUCAAAUGAUGUGGUACAGAAACAGCAACAUCCUGAAUUUAGAGAAAACUUACCAAGUCCAUCAGACAAGUGAGUCUCUUCAACUGUCAAUCACCAAAGUCAGGAAAUCUGACAAUGGAACCUACAGCUGUGUUGCAAAUUCAUCUCUGCAAAUGGAGACCAAGGACUUUCAUCUUAUCGUCAAAGAUAGAACUGUGGCUGUACCAAUAGAACCCAUUAUUGCUGCAUGUACUGUGGUCUUUCUGACAGUGUGCUUUGGCCUGAUUGCUAGAAGAAAAAGAAUAAUGAAGCUGUGCAUAAAGAAUGAAGAUCCUCAAAGAGACACAGCUUUAUGAGCAAGCUGAGAUGCGAUCUCACAUACCAAGAGUUUUGCAUCAGGACUUCCUUGAUUUAUGUAGUCCCAUCUGUAUUUAUUGCUAUUAUUAAAUUCACUCCUGUCAAGUUGUCAGAGGUUAUCAAGAAGUGUUUCAUUAAGCACUGAACAGUAGUUGUUAUGACUAAUUUGAUAUCCUUGCAGAACAUUUUUAUGGAGAACGCUAUUAAGAAGGAAAAGUAAGAUUCUGUUAAGUCUUCUCCUUGAAGGGUAUGUUAAUUAAUGGAGGUUUGUUCCAAAAAGGUUGGUCACUGUUUACCAUUGAGUCUGUAUUUUUCUAGGUAGGAGAUGAACAGAUAUUUGGGUUUCACGAAUCAGUGCCAUACCAAAAUGAAAAGGGGAGCUGAACCUAGAGUAAUCAAUUUCUAAGUUGCCAAGGAAGCACAUAAAUAAUGUCAAUUAUCAUGCAUAUUCACUGUUGUCUCAUAAAAGAAAUGUUUUAGGACUAAAAAAAGGACGGAUAUAAUCUCAGAAUAUAAGGCAUUCCUUUCAACAGAAUAAA